This is a messenger RNA of Saimiri boliviensis boliviensis (Bolivian squirrel monkey), 447 nucleotides long. Lineage: Eukaryota; Metazoa; Chordata; Mammalia; Primates; Cebidae. The record is from RefSeq and is a predicted model, not a curated record.
AUGCUAACAGGCGAUGACAACCCAGGGGCCUCCUCUCAGAGGCCCCGUAAAAUUUCACGGGACUCAUUUGCCUCCAGUCUUCUGGAAUCUCACCCUGCAGAACUUCUGGGAUGCUUGAAAUUUGGAGACCAAGACACUGUUUCUGGUUUCCUGUCGGGUGGCGUAGUGGAGCUUAACAAGAAACACUAUCCCAAUUUCCUGAUGGUAGAGAAGCAUACAACCGUCAGUGAAAUCGAAGACACUUUGCAGCAGUUUCUAAAUGGGGACAACACUGGCAUCAUCCUCAUCAACCAGUAUAUUACAGAGAUGGUGUGGCACACCUUGGACACCCACCGGCGCUCUAUCCCAGCCAUCCUGGAAGUCCCCUCCAAGGAGCACCUGUAUGAUACCCCCAAGGACCUCAUCCGCAGGGCCAGGGGCAUGUUCUCUGCCAAAGACCUGCGCUAG